AGUGAAGGAGGGCGAGCGGGGGCAGAUACACAGCAGGCAGUGACGGCGCACGGGAUGGAGGAUGUCCUUUCUGGGAGUCUACUCUUGCGCGAGGCGGGGCAGCAACGACUGACGGGCGCGUUACCAAGCAGCGCUCGAUUUCAGGGAGCAGGCGCAGACAGCGUCCUGCGAGCCGGAUACCAGGAAUCCAGUCACUGCGCGGCGUGGGCGCUCGCAGUGCUGGGUGGUGCUCCUCGGGCGCGCAGCAGCAGCAACAGCAACACCACGCCAAAGCAGAGAUAGCCGCGUCGCCUCACACGUCGACCAUGGACUUGCCGGCGCGCACGCGGCGAAAGGGGACGUGGCUGCAGCAGGCUCGGGCGGCGUGCUGCGGAGGACUUGAAUGGCAGCUGUGGCGGCGCACGGCGUUGGGAUGGCUGGAUCUGAUCUGGGGGGUCCGCGAUGAGAGCUGGGGCAGGACUCGAGGGCUGCAACGAGUGGUUGAGCAGUGGCGUCGUGUGCCCGUCGCACGGCCAGAAAGGUCGUCGUCACAGGAAGACGAGGCGGAGAAAACAAAAGUCUGCAGGCGGGCGGGCUGGGAUCGGGCGGCGUGUCUGGGGCGCACAGCGAGCUCAAUCGCGGUCAUUCGAGUUACUCGGGCACAGCAGAGGUCCGGCGCGCAAACAUAUCCCGGGGCAGAACAGAUGCAACCUGGAGGAGGAAGGGAGCGGUGGGCACGUCGCAGCAGCUCCCUCGAACGGGUGGGCGCUGGCAGGCGUGCCUUGCAUGCAACGGCCGUACCUGGGGGGCAGAACGCGCGAUGAAUGGCCAACAGCAGGUGGACGCGGGCUCGAGGGGGCCGAGGGCCUGGACGUGUGUACAACAAGGCGGGACGGACAGCAAAGUGGAGGUCACUGGAGCUUCGGCGGAGCACUCAGCAAGACUUGGGCGGAGAGCGAUCCGCAAGGGCACGGCGGCGGCCAAUUAAUGCAGCUGACGCGCCCAGGACGAUGCGCUUGCACGUGGGAAAUCGUUCAAUAAGGCUUCGUGUAUCGCAGCAGGGCCCCUAGUGGCGGCUACCUGCACCUAAUAUGGCGCCCUGUCUUGUGCGCGAACAGGUGCGCGAGGUCAGACAGCGGGGACGGGUGCUGGCGA
This is a messenger RNA of Paraphaeosphaeria sporulosa, 1134 nucleotides long. RefSeq lists its product as uncharacterized. The coding region runs from base 442 to 1020 and encodes 192 amino acids. Lineage: Eukaryota; Fungi; Ascomycota; Dothideomycetes; Pleosporales; Didymosphaeriaceae. The record is from RefSeq and is a predicted model, not a curated record. The transcript has a single exon.